GAAAUUUGUAUGUGUGAAUUAUGAUUGAGGAAAUGUGUACAAGCGGAUGUGAAAGCAUUGAAGAGAUUUCAGCAAUGGAGAUUCCAAAUUCCCAUGGAGAUGCACGGCGGAGUAGAGAUACAGAUGUUACAAGCUCCGGCACCGGUAAGCGAAGAAGAUUGGAUUCUCAAGAUCAGGAGAAUGUUUUUCAACUUCGGUUUCAGUCUCGACGUGAAAUUGACGUCAAAUUCUUUCAGAAUGUUGUUUUGACGGCGGUAUAUGGUGUUUCUGAUCAUGUUUCGUCGUUAAUCUGCUCCAUCAAUGAUGAUUCGAGACCAUAUCUAAAGAUCUUAAUUAAUUCGAUUGAAUGUUCAUUUACAGGUGGAAUAUCUUUCUUAAACCGAAAUCUUCAUGUCCAUAGAGAGACAUCUGCAUCAAGCGUGGUUUCAUUAGAAUCAGAAGAAAUGGAGUCGUUAUCCACGUCUACUCCAAAGAAGAAGAAGAAGACCUCAACAGCAAACGAAGCUACUUCCAGUCAUAAACCACCACCGGAAAAGUCUCCUUCUCCGGCGGAGCUUAAAGAAUUUUUCUCGGAAGCGGAAAAGUACGAACAGAAACGAUUCACAGAAAAGUACAACUAUGAUAUCGUGAAAGAUGUUCCGAUGGAAGGAAGGUACCAAUGGAUUCGAUUAAAGCCAUAAUCGAUGGAUCCAUCAGCUGUCGAAUUGGAAGGAAGCGGUCUAAUUCUUUCAAGGUGUAAUAUUUUUGGUGAAUUUGAAAUUUGUUCUGAUUGUCUAAUUUUUACAGAAAAUUGAAAGUUGUUUUGAUGCACACCAAGCGCUCGCUAAAAUUCUUCAACUGAAUGGUAUUUCUUCGUUUAUAGUAUUCUAUCAGAAAAGAAUGUUUUUUAUGAUAAUCAUGAACACAUUCUGUUAGAAUGCCCUGAAUUAAUAUAAUUUUUGGUAAAUGAAUUCCAAUUCUAUCAUAAUGGAAUCACGAAUUCCAAUUAUGUUGGAAUGGAAUAUGGAUAUUUUCUCAAUAAUUU
Messenger RNA from Lactuca virosa, 1024 nucleotides. NCBI's taxonomy places the organism in Eukaryota, Viridiplantae, Streptophyta, Magnoliopsida, Asterales, Asteraceae. The record is from the annotation of a GenBank genome assembly.